Messenger RNA from Colius striatus (speckled mousebird), 5532 nucleotides. RefSeq names its product serine/threonine-protein kinase tousled-like 2. Gene Ontology annotation, molecular function: protein serine/threonine kinase activity; ATP binding. The transcript has 22 exons. Gene Ontology annotation, cellular component: nucleus. NCBI's taxonomy places the organism in Eukaryota, Metazoa, Chordata, Aves, Coliiformes, Coliidae. The coding region runs from base 635 to 2887 and encodes 750 amino acids. The record is from RefSeq and is a predicted model, not a curated record. Gene Ontology annotation, biological process: intracellular signal transduction; peptidyl-serine phosphorylation; chromosome segregation.
GGAGGGGGCGAGCAGCGGCCCCGGCACCCGCCCCCCCCCACCCCACCCCGCACCAUCCCGCCUCGGACGGGUCCCCGGUAGCCCCGCGCCCUCCUUCCCCACGCGGCCCCAACUCGCUGCCUCGCACCUGCCGGGCGCCGCCGCCCCGCCGAGCGCUCCCUCGGGCCUUUUGUCCUGCCGCCGGGGCCUUGCGGGCGGCCGGCCGCCGGCCUACGCGCACCCCGGCCGCGCGAGGGUUUCUUACGCGAGGCCGGGGAUCCGCGGCCUAUCCGGCCCUCCACGCCCGCCCCGUCUCCUUCCCCGCCCCGGAGCCGGCGAGGGGAGAGCCCCCACCUUUCCACCGCCCCCCUCCCCUCCGCCCUUCUCCCCCGCGUGCAGCCCGGGUGCCCGCAGCGGCGGCGGCGCCUGGCUCACGACAGGCCGCGGAGCCGCCCUUGGCCUCCCCCCUCCCGCCCGUGCCGCCGCUGCCGCCGCCGCAGCAGGUUCCCUCCCUCCCCUUCUCCUCCUCCUCCUCCUCCUGCUCCUGCCCCCGGCGGCGGCGGGAUCCGAGCGGUGCCCGGGGAGCGCUCGGCCCGGGCAGGAGGGGGACGGGAGCGGCGGGGCGGCGGCAGGAGCAGCAGCGCCAGCAGCAGAAAUGAUGGAAGAAUUGCAUAGCCUGGAUCCACGGAGGCAGGAACUACUGGAGGCCAGGUUCACUGGAGUUGGGGUUGCUAAGGGUCCAUUAAAUAGUGAGUCUUCCAACCAGAGCUUGUGCAGCGUGGGUUCUCUGAGUGAUAAAGAAUUGGAGACUCCUGAGAAAAAGCAGAAUGACCAGAGGAAUAGAAAAAGGAAAGCAGAAGCAUAUGAGACCAGUCAAGGAAAAGGCACUCCUAGAGGACAUAAAAUUAGUGAUUAUUUUGAGUUUGCUGGGGGAAGUGGCCCAGGAACCAGUCCAGGUAGAAGCGUUCCGCCCGUCGCCAGAUCCUCACCGCAGCAUUCGUUAUCCAACCCCUUGCCGCGGCGAGUGGAGCAGCCGCUCUAUGGGGUAGACGGCAGCGCAGCAAAGGAACCGCAGGAGGAACAUUCUGCUCUGCCAACGCUGAUGUCUGUGAUGCUGGCGAAACAGAGGCUAGAGAAUGAGCAGCUGGCACAGAGGGGAGGUGGCCUCUGUUUUACUUUUGUCUCGGCCCAGCAAGGCAGCCCAUCUUCUACUGGAUCAGGGAACACUGAGCAUUCCUGCACUUCCCAAAAACAGAUUUCCAUCCAGCACAAACAGUCACAGUCUGACCUCACAAUGGAAAAAAUAUCUGCACUAGAAAACAGUAAGAACUCUGACUUGGAGAAGAAGGAGGGAAGGAUAGAUGAUUUAUUAAGAGCCAACUGUGAUUUGAGACGGCAGAUAGACGAACAGCAGAAGAUGCUGGAGAAGUACAAAGAGCGGUUGAAUAGAUGUGUAACGAUGAGCAAGAAGCUUCUUAUAGAGAAGUCAAAACAGGAGAAGAUGGCCUGCAGAGAUAAGAGCAUGCAGGAUCGAUUGAGGCUAGGUCACUUCACCACGGUGCGACACGGGGCGUCUUUCACCGAGCAGUGGACAGAUGGUUAUGCCUUCCAGAACCUCAUCAAGCAACAAGAAAGGAUAAAUUCCCAACGAGAAGAAAUAGAAAGACAAAGGAAAAUGUUAGCAAAACGAAAGCCACCUGCAAUGGGUCAGACCCCUCCAGCAAGCAACGAGCAAAAACAGCGCAAGAACAAGACCAACGGAGCGGAAAACGAAACGUUAACGUUAGCAGAGUACCACGAACAGGAGGAGAUCUUCAAACUCCGACUAGGUCACCUUAAAAAGGAAGAAGCAGAGAUCCAGGCAGAGCUGGAACGGCUAGAGAGGGUUAGAAAUCUACACAUCAGGGAAUUGAAAAGGAUACACAAUGAAGAUAAUUCACAAUUUAAAGACCAUCCAACGCUAAAUGAUAGAUAUUUGUUGCUACAUCUUCUGGGUAGAGGUGGCUUCAGUGAAGUAUAUAAGGCGUUUGAUUUAACAGAACAGAGAUAUGUAGCUGUGAAAAUACACCAGUUAAAUAAAAACUGGAGGGAUGAGAAGAAAGAAAACUAUCACAAACAUGCAUGUAGAGAGUACAGAAUUCACAAAGAACUGGAUCAUCCUCGAAUAGUUAAGCUAUACGACUACUUUUCGCUGGAUACUGACUCGUUUUGUACAGUGUUAGAAUACUGUGAGGGAAACGAUCUGGAUUUCUACCUGAAACAGCACAAGUUAAUGUCUGAGAAGGAAGCACGAUCCAUCAUCAUGCAGAUUGUGAACGCUUUAAAAUACCUAAAUGAAAUCAAACCUCCCAUCAUCCACUAUGACCUUAAACCAGGUAACAUCCUUCUAGUCAAUGGUACUGCGUGUGGAGAGAUAAAAAUCACAGAUUUUGGCCUUUCCAAAAUCAUGGAUGAUGACAGCUACAACUCUGUUGAUGGCAUGGAACUGACAUCUCAGGGGGCUGGUACUUACUGGUAUUUGCCACCAGAAUGUUUUGUGGUUGGGAAGGAACCUCCAAAGAUUUCAAAUAAAGUCGAUGUGUGGUCAGUGGGAGUCAUCUUCUAUCAGUGUCUCUACGGCAGAAAGCCCUUUGGUCACAACCAGUCACAACAAGACAUUCUGCAGGAGAACACAAUCCUGAAAGCUACUGAGGUGCAGUUCCCUCCGAAGCCAGUAGUCACACCAGAAGCCAAGGCGUUCAUCAGGCGCUGCCUGGCCUAUCGCAAGGAGGACAGGAUAGAUGUCCAGCAGCUGGCCUGUGACCCCUACCUGCUGCCUCACAUCCGUAAAUCAGUGUCCACCAGCAGCCCAGCCGGAGCUGCCAUUGCCUCAACCUCUGGAUCAUCCAAUAACAGCUCUUCAAACUGAGACAGAGCAAUAGGCCAAAACAAAAAACAAACCACAAACCCCACCCAGACUGCUGGAGAAAGCAGCAAAAAAAACCCCCAGACUUUGAGCAAACAGCUUUGGAACAGAGGAAUCCACAAAGGUCUCAAGAAAAACCUGCACCAGGUGCUUUUUUGUUUGUUUGUUUCCCUUUUCUCUUGCUUUUUUUUUCCAUCCAUAGAGCAUGACAACAUCAAACCUUCAUCGAGAAAACCUUUUGGGCAUCUAGGCCAGGCCAAGUGGAUAAAGAGAAAUGGAAAGGGCUUGAGGUUUAACCAGUAAAUGACCACACAAAAAAAAAGGGUGGUUGCACCAAAAAAAAAAAAGAGAUGAAUUUUAAAGGAGGGGAAAGUCAAGAUAAUAUACCCAAAACCAAGAAAACAAAAAGACGUGGUUCCAUGUACUGUGAACUUGUGAACAUGCAGCCUUGGGGAAUCCAGGACGCCGUGUGUGCUUCAUAUGAAGAAUGUGGACUUUGGAGAGAGAGAGAGAGAGAGAGAAAGAGACACACAAAACAAAACAAAGACUGGGCUAGUCCAGUGUUGAUAUUUAAACAUUGUUCUUCUUUUUUUGUUGUUGUUCUUUUAAUAAAGUUUAGGUAACAUCUCCUGAAAAGCUCGAAGCACCAAGGUUCAGCUGGGGAUGGUUAUAUGACUCUUUGCCCUUUGAAGGGGAAAAAAAACCACGUUGAUCCUGCCUGUUGAUGGCACUAGAGUUAGUGUUUCACCCCUAAUUAAUUUCAGGCUUUUUUAAAAAAGAAAAUAACCUUCUUUAUUGUUUUGGAAGAAAACAGUUUUGUGGUCUCCCAAGUGAAACCCUUAUUAGCAGGUUCCUGCUGUGGAUGGUGCAGCUCUCUGCUCCCUUAGGGCAACCUCUGCUGAUACCAGUUCAGCUUCUCAGGAGGGAUGCUGAAGGCCAGGAGUCACAGGUCUGUGCAGAUGUCUUGUGGAGCACAGCUCUGGCCGCCACAAGCUUCUCAAGCUGCUGCUCUGUAGCUCUCACACAACGGUUGCAACUCCUUUAUUUAUUUGUGCUGUUAAGUGCUGUUCUUUCUUUGCUCUCAGGAGCAGCAUCUCCUGGCUGUUGAAAAGGCAGGCAGCAAACAGGAAAGGAUCAGAGCACAGCUCCCUUGAUCCACGGGUGGGAUUUGUGCUUACCCACCACUCUGCACACCUUGUUCAGACACAUCUCGAGCUGGGGGGGACUUGUCUGCCCUUCUCAAGCGGGUGUCCUGGCAGCAAAGCUUCCUCACUCCUUUAACAUUUUCCUCUGACGUUUCCUAACUCCCUGCCAUGGCUGCAUCCCAUUUCAGAUGAGAGGGAAGGACUUCAUGUCCUCAAAGGGAGCAAACACUCUGACCUUUAUUUGUCCCCCUUCUGGAGCCUGCCUGGAGGGCUCUUUACCCCUCUUUCAGCUGGAGUUUGCCUCCUGUGGAACACAAACCCCCACUCUUCCCCCCUUUUUUCUUUCCCCCUCCCUUCCCCAUUGAAGGGAAGCCGAAAAGCACAGCACUUGAACAUGUGGCAGCCAGGUUGGAGUGCUGCUAGCACGUGGCAGGACUUCAGAGCCAGAGAGAUUUAAAGAUGCAGUGUUGAAGGUUUGUGUCAGGAGGGAGCUCAGAGGUGCACUGCUGCAAUUCAGGGUGCUGUUUAAAACACAAAUGACCUUGUGUACGCUUCUUAUCCCCCUAUCCAGACCACCAUGGUGUGGGUUCCCCUCUGUGUGGUGCCUCCAGGCUCGUGCCCACAGCUCAGGGUCUGUUUGGGGCGCUCAGGACCCCACCAGUGUCCUCAGGGCUGUGCCAUUCUCAGUCACACGCCUUCAGAGAGAAUCACCACUUGUCUGCCUUACUCUAAACCAUCAUCUGCAGCUAUUCUGCUGAAACCCUGAUCAGGAACUCGAAGUUAACUGGAAGAGUGAGGAGCCUGUUGAAAUGAAGCAAUAGACCUGGCAAGUGGAGAACUCUGCUGUGUUGAUUUGGGGCUUUUAUUGCUAUUUUUUGUAGCGACUCUUGGGCUUUUAAUUGGAUGGAUUCACUUGCAGCUGCAUUAAGGUGGUCUCUAAAGUAUGAAACAGAGCAAAGAAAUAACUGCAUCUUUAAAUCCUCAGCCAUCAUUUCUUAGCCUUUUCCAUCAGUUAAGUGUUGAGCUGUUGCUUUGAUGUGUCCAGCUCAGCCUCUGCCAGGUGAAAUCAGGGUUGAUGCUUCACCCCAUUUUGCUGAAAUUGAUGGGUUUUGGUGUCUGUUUCACAUCAAGGAGAAUUCUAGAAGGGUUUUUUUAUCCCAGUCCCAUUGUUUCCUGGCCGUCCAGUCUGUGCUAUCUCUGUGGGUGUGCUUGGUUUUAUGUCAGAUGCAUUGAUUACCUGCUGUGUGACACCCAUCCAGGGGCCUGGGGACAAACCUUACCUGGGGCUGAUAAAGCAGUUGAAGAAAACCCUUGGUAGAAUUCUGGCUGGGGUACUUUCCUUGUUAAUAAGGGUUUCACUUCCAAUACCAGACCCUCUUGCCACACUGUUCAUUUACUUCAAGAAAAAGUGUAUGAAGAAUUUGUAACUUGAACCAAGCCAAACUGUUUUGGCUCUACCCAACAGAUGAGACAUGGAUAUUAAAAUAAGUUUUAAGAAACUCA